Molecule: messenger RNA, 3529 nt
Organism: Drosophila innubila
Lineage: Eukaryota; Metazoa; Arthropoda; Insecta; Diptera; Drosophilidae
Product: transcription initiation factor TFIID subunit 3-like
Cellular component (GO): transcription factor TFIID complex
Molecular function (GO): protein heterodimerization activity
Source: RefSeq, a predicted model, not a curated record
CCACAAAUGUAAAAGAAAACAUAUGCAAUUAAAACUUCAAAGUCGUCAAUAAUGGCUGAAAUAUAUUCUUCGGAAAUAUUACGCGUUGUUAUAGCUCAAAUAGCUCAAACUAUUGGAUAUAGCAAUACUCAAAGUGCGCCUUUGGAAUUGCUAGAAGACAUUUUGCUGAGGUUUAUACAGGAAUUGGCUCGCGAUCUUCACAGUCAAGCCGAACACGCAAAUCGCGUUGAGCCCAAUCUAAAGGAUGUUCAGCUGAGCCUGAAGAAUCUAAGCACGGAUGUCCACGAAUUACUCAACUAUAUUGGAAAUGUUGAGCCAGCCUUCGUCAGAGAAGUUCCCGAAUAUCCAGUGAAGAGAAACUCGAAUUUGAAUUUCCUUAAACCCGGCAGUGCCGAAACUCUAACGCGACCAGUUCACAUCUUCGAAUACCUGCCACCAAUUCUACCCACAGACACGGAUGCGGCCAACUCGACUGCCAGAGGCGCUAACCAAUCGGAUCUGAGCAACGAUCAGAGUGAAGAUGUAAUGACCGAUUACGGCGACAGCAUAAAACCCUUGUCAUUGAGCACAACGUCCAGAGAUCACGUCGCCGAUCCCGAUGGACAUGCGGUACGGGAAAUCAGUAGCGUUGUCAUGACAACUGGAGGAUUCAUCUCGCCGGCUAUAGAGGAAAACUGCCUGAAGCUUUCGUACCAGAUAUUAUUGGUAGCGAUUCUUGAAACUGUAGUUGCAAACAAUAAAAAAUGGAAAGGACUCGAUGCACCGCCUGCAUCACCGCCACCUGCAAUGGAACCCGAGAUCCCAUUGCCCACUGAAGCGUUCUUAGUGGACUCACCAAAUGCAGCAACAAGAGUAUCUUUGUCUUUGGAGACCAAGACACGGACAAGCGAGCAACGUUCAUUUAAUGAAAUAUCCACCUCAAGUUUUAAGAAUGAGAUGAAUAAUGUUUUGGAAGCAAGUAGUCCAGUUGGGACACUCCCUAGCCAAAGUAAACCUACAAAGAAGAGUAAAAAGAAGCAUUUAAUUGGUGGAUUUCAAAGUGAACAUAGCACGGAUCUGAAUGCUAGUAAAGCUCAAGAGAAAGCACACCGCAAAGCACUGAGAAUGUUCCAAAAAAUGUCAAAAAAUCAGGCAGAUAGCGACGGCAGCAGUAAGGGAAGCAACAACAUGUUGAAUCUUAAGAAAUCCAUGAAGAAUCUAAAUCGCGGAAUGUUGUCGUCAUUGCCGGACAAGUCAACGGAGCGGGCGCAACUCGAGAAACUGAUUAAAAAGCAAACAAAGCAGCGACAAAAGCAACUAAAGAGUCAAAAACAACAGCAGCAACAGCAGAGUCAGUUGCAAACGAUGACCAAGUCCACUGGUGCUGAAGGAUUUGCUGCAUUUGGUCUCACUCAAACCAUUCCAUUGGCUCCCAUUGGUUCAAUGACAAAUGUCCUUCAACCAGUUGCAGUUCCCGUUGCGACUCCAUUAGUUGGAGUAGCUAAUAAUUAUACAUUUGGCAGUCCGUCUCUUGUUCCAUCAACGAUUAUCGAAAAGAAAGAGAAAUUCUCGCCAGAUGUAAAGGCAACGCCAAAUGAGUCCUUCUUGGACGAGAUCAAACUAGCCAGCGAACCGGACCGCAAUAAAUUGAAUAUUUUCAAAAAACUGUCAAAGCCAAAGGCAACAACGACGACAACGCCGACGUCGACGUCUAAGGUCCCAUCACCAAUGGGACAACUGAAUAUUGCGACAAAUUUGUUUGGAAAUGCUUCGCCAUUGAUAAGCCUACCAUCUGGGACAACAAUAACGCCAGCUCCAGCCUUGAAUGCCGUCGAUAAUGUAUCAGUAUCUGUACACGAGCACAACCAAUUGGUGGACGGAAUCUUGCAACACCAGAAAUCAAGCAUAAUUCAACCAAUGAACCUGCAGCAACAAUUCGAAAGCUUACAUCCCUAUUCGAUGAUCACUAACAACUCUUCACCAUCGCCGAAAAAGAUAACAAAGGGUGUGCAACCGAUUAAAAUUAACCAACUUGAAAGCAAUACAUCGUCAUCAGCAUCUCACCCAGCAACAUCGUCAUCAUUUAAUAUAAAUUUCAUGGGAAAUGAUAAAUUUAGCUUGGCCGGUGGCGCUGAUCUAAUACCCUUAUCAUGUGUCGACAGUGGCUUGGCAUACUCCUCAAAAACAGUGCCUGUCACAAGUUUGGCGGCAGGUGCAACAUCGGAAUCCUCGGCUCCGGCUGCCAAGACAGAUGCUGAACACAAUUUUCUAUCGAAUUUCGUUGGGUCAGCUAAUUAUGAUGAUAUUACGAUAACACCAACGAAAACUUUAAAUGACCUUAAACUCCACAAACUGCACAAAAAAUCGAAGAAACUAAAGGAGGGAAAAAUCAAAAAGAAAAAAGACAAAAAGGACAAAACAAAGAGUAAAGAAAAGCAUGAUGAAAAGAAUUGGCUCAAAAUAGAUAAACCCAAAGGUCUGGAUAAAAAGCAGAAAAAGGAAAAGAAAAAGGAUAAACUGCAGGUACCGCCAGAUGUGUCACAACUGUCGAAAGAUAAUAUCGAGAGCAGUGUGCAACAUACUAAAGAUAUCGCUCCAAGCUCAGGACUCGGUCCCGUUGCAGUAACAGUUACAGAUACGUUUCAGACAUCAGCUCCAUCAGAAACAACAUCAGGAGCAGCAGCAGCAGGGGAACAUUGUGGAAAGUCAACUCCCAUUCCUCCCAACUCACCAAUCGGAGGCGAUAAUGAUGCAUUAAUAACAACAACGGCAACAGCUUUGACUCCAACACAGACAAAGAGGGAACAGUCGCCGGAAUUGGCUCGAUUCUCGCCGCUUGUCACCGGACCGCCAAAACCCAAACAAUGUAGGAACUCGACAUAUAUUGAGAUGGGCGAAACACAAACUCUAGGUUCUAUGGCUGCAUCUGUUUCAGCAUUGAUUUCAGCACCUUCUAUCGUACAGGCAAUGCCAAAUUUGCUAUCGAAUGCCCAUGCCACAGGAGGAUCAGGAUCAGGAUCAGGUGCAGCUUCAAACAGCUGGAUGACAGCAGCUGGAGCUGGAGCUGGAGCUACAGGUGCUUCUUCAUCUUCGUCUGCUUCCGCAACACUGUCAGCGAGUUCAGUUUUAUUGCCCCAACAAUUGCUGCAGGCAUCACAGCCUAUUCCCAAAAUGCCACUGACGUCCUUGUCUACAUCAACCAAUCCGAGUCAGCAAUCAGUAUCACCCAUGAAAACAGAAGGAUCUUCAGUAUUGCCCCAAAGUGCGGAAUCAAAUCGACCAUCAUCAUAUGUUGAUGCCGAGGGCUAUCGAAUUUGGAUUUGCCCAGCAUGUGGUAAAGUUGACGACGGUUCCCCAAUGAUUGGAUGCGAUGGCUGUGAUGCUUGGUACCAUUGGAUAUGUGUGGGCAUACUUGUUGCACCGAACGAUAAUGAGGAUUGGUUUUGUCGCGUCUGUAUAACAAAGAAAAAAGUUCACGGAUCCGAAAAGAAAAAGAAACGCAACAAAAAGAAAUAAUUUAACAAUUUAUGUAUAUUAAUUAAUAUAUAUU